Messenger RNA from Sceloporus undulatus (fence lizard), 1081 nucleotides. It is a transcript of the gene NSA2, whose product is annotated as NSA2 ribosome biogenesis factor. The transcript is spliced from 6 exons. NCBI's taxonomy places the organism in Eukaryota, Metazoa, Chordata, Lepidosauria, Squamata, Phrynosomatidae. Gene Ontology annotation, biological process: maturation of 5.8S rRNA; maturation of LSU-rRNA. Gene Ontology annotation, cellular component: nucleolus; preribosome, large subunit precursor. The record is from RefSeq and is a predicted model, not a curated record. The coding region runs from base 140 to 922 and encodes 260 amino acids.
GUCCGGAUGUGGCCACUCAGGGGCGGAACCUUAGGAAGCGGAGCCCGUUGCGACUCGGAGCGGAUUUAGAGGAGGACCCUCCUUUUCCUUCCCUUCCCGGCCGCUUGGGCGAAGAGAGCGUGAGCCUCCCCCGAGAGCCAUGCCUCAAAAUGAGUAUAUUGAGUUACAUCGGAAACGAUAUGGCUAUCGCUUGGAUUACCAUGAAAAGAAAAGAAAGAAAGAGGGCCGUGAGGCUCAUGAGCGCUCAAAGAAGGCCAAGAAAAUGAUUGGACUGAAAGCCAAGCUUUAUCAUAAACAGCGGCAUGCAGAGAAGAUACAGAUGAAGAAGACCAUUAAGAUGCACGAAAAGAGAAACACCAAACAGAAGAAUGAUGACAAGACCCCAGAAGGAGCUGUUCCAGCAUACCUGCUAGACAGAGAGGGCCAGUCCCGAGCAAAAGUUCUUUCCAACAUGAUCAAACAAAAGCGAAAAGAGAAAGCUGGAAAAUGGGAAGUUCCUGUACCCAAAGUCCGUGCCCAGGGAGAGACAGAAGUACUCAAAGUGAUCCGUACAGGAAAGAGGAAGAAGAAGGCAUGGAAGAGGAUGGUUACCAAAGUGUGCUUUGUUGGGGACGGCUUUACUCGCAAACCUCCAAAAUACGAGCGGUUCAUUCGACCAAUGGGUUUGCGAUUCAAGAAGGCCCAUGUAACACAUCCUGAACUUAAAGCCACUUUUUGUCUACCCAUCCUUGGUGUAAAAAAGAAUCCAUCUUCUCCCCUAUAUACAUCUCUGGGGGUAAUUACAAAAGGCACAGUCAUUGAAGUAAAUGUCAGCGAGCUUGGUCUUGUAACUCAAGGGGGCAAAGUAGUCUGGGGAAAAUAUGCACAAGUAACAAACAAUCCAGAAAAUGAUGGAUGUAUUAAUGCCGUUCUACUUGUAUAAGCAGCAUGUUUUGUCACAGCAGCUUUCCCAAGCAAGAAGGAAGACUGCCUCAGAAUACUCGUAGAAAAAGACCUUGUAUCAAAGCAUCAGCAGCUGAACAGAAAGGACUGGCUUUUCUUUUUCCUUUACAAAAAAUAAAGAACGCCAACUUGAACCAAA